Messenger RNA from Cucurbita maxima (winter squash), 2186 nucleotides. Its product is annotated as protein ECERIFERUM 3-like. The coding region runs from base 205 to 2082 and encodes 625 amino acids. The record is from RefSeq and is a predicted model, not a curated record. Gene Ontology annotation, biological process: lipid biosynthetic process. Gene Ontology annotation, molecular function: iron ion binding; oxidoreductase activity. NCBI's taxonomy places the organism in Eukaryota, Viridiplantae, Streptophyta, Magnoliopsida, Cucurbitales, Cucurbitaceae. The transcript has 11 exons.
UGAUCAAAGCGAGGGCGAGGGCGAGGGCGAGGGCGCUUUGGGACAAUUUGGAGGAGCAAGUGGAAGAUCUUCCUUUCCCUACAACAACAUCAGAAGAUUCAUAGUUUCAGGCCUUUUCCGUUCUUUCUUUGAAAUCUUCCUUUCCCUAAGGGGUAGAAAAAGACACCUAACUACACCAACUGAGUUCAUUUGGGAUUUACAGAAAUGGUUGCUCCAUUAUCAUCUUGGCCAUGGGACAACUUUGGCAUCUUCAAGUAUUUGCUAUAUGGGCCAUUGCUUGCAAAUGGGUUAUACUCAUUACAUGUAGAGGGGAACAUCACAAACAAUUGGUGCCUCCAUAUUCUUUUUCUCUGUUUACUCAGAGUAGGAGUUCAUAUAGCUUGGAGCUCUUACAGCACCAUGCUUUUCUUGACGAGAAACCGCAGAAUUCUCCAACAAGGAAUUGAUUUCAAGCAGAUUGAUAUGGAAUGGGAAUGGGAUAACUUCUUAUUACUUCAAGCUCUAAUGGGUUCCUUGAUGGUGUACUUGUUUCCUUCUCUUGGAUAUCUACCGCUUUGGAACGCAAAAGGGUUAAUUGCAGUUCUGAUACUCCAUGUGGGAGUUGCAGAGCCUUUGUUUUACGUGUUGCAUAGAUACUUCCACACUAAACACUAUCUUUUUACUCAUUACCAUUCUCUUCAUCAUUCUUCUCCAGUCCCUCAGUCCUUCACAGCUGGAAAUGGGACAGUUCUGGAACAUCUUGCAUUAAGUAUGGUAAUUGGAGCGCCAAUUGUUGGAACAUGUCUUCUGGGGUAUGGAUCAACGGCCAUGAUCUUCUGCUACGUUUUGAUAUUUGACUUUCUCAGAUGCUUAGGGCUUUCCAACGUUGAAAUUGUCCCACAUCGGCUGUAUGAAGCAAUUCCAGUUUUUAAAUAUCUGCUCUAUAAUCCAACGUACCAUACACUUCACCGCACAGAGAAGAGAGCCAAUUUCUGCCUCUUCAUGCCUCUGUUUGAUGCCAUCGGAAACACAGUUGAUGAGAAGUCAUGGGAAUUACAUAAAGAGAUAAGCUCAAAUGCAGGAAAAAACGGGAAGGUGCCUGAUUUUGUGUUUCUAGCCCAUGUGGUGGAUGUUUGUUCAUCAAUGCAUUCGCCAUUUGUAUCAAGAUUCUUUGCUUCACACCCCUAUGUUACAAGGUUGUUCUUGCUUCCAGCAUGGCCCACUACGUUCAUAGUGAUGCUUGUGAUGUGGGCAAGGUCCAAAACCUUCCUUUACAGUUUCUACAACCUUAGGAAUUCGCUUCACCAGACAUGGGUGGUUCCAAGAUUUGGAUUUCAGUAUUUCUUGCCAUUUGCAAAAGAUGGCAUCAACAAGCACAUAGAAGAUGCAAUUCUGAGAGCUGACAAGUUGGGGGUUAAGGUCAUCAGCCUUGCUGCACUUAAUAAGAAUGAAGCUCUAAAUGGUGGGGGCACACUUUUUGUAGACAAACAUCCAAAUCUUAGGGUAAGAGUUGUUCAUGGGAAUACCCUAACAGCUGCUGUCAUUCUCCAUGAAGUUCCAAAGGAUGUCAAGGAAGUGUUUCUAAGUGGAGCCACUUCCAAGCUUGGAAGAGCCAUCGCCCUCUACCUCUGUCGAAGGAAGGUUCGAGUCCUUAUGCUUACACUUUCCAAGGAAAGAUUUGAGAAAAUUCAGAAAGAAGCCCCUGUGGAUUGUCAAAACUACUUGGUUCAGGUGACCAAGUACCAAGCUGCCCGCAGUUGCAAGACUUGGAUCGUUGGGAAAUGGAUCACUCCAAGAGAGCAGAGUUGGGCCCCAACUGGAACUCACUUCCAUCAAUUUGUAGUCCCUCCCAUCUUGGCUUUCAGAAGAGACUGCACCUAUGGCGACCUCGCCGCCAUGCGCUUGCCUGACGACGUCCAAGGCCUUGGCAACUGCGAGUAUACGAUGAGCCGAGGAGUGGUGCAUGCGUGUCAUGCGGGCGGUGUGGUGCACUAUUUGGAAGGAUGGACUCACCAUGAGGUUGGGGCUUUGGACGUCGACAGAAUCGACCUUGUCUGGGAAGCCGCUAUAAAACAUGGCCUAAAACCAGUCUCAUCCAAUUAACCGCAUUUUUUUGUGUAUUACAAUUGUUUGGGAUUUUACAUUACGAAUUAAACAAAUGUGGUGUAGUUCUUUGUCUUAUUAUGUUUUAUAUGAUGAAUAAAAAA